This is a messenger RNA of Homalodisca vitripennis (glassy-winged sharpshooter), 3476 nucleotides long. RefSeq names its product staphylococcal nuclease domain-containing protein 1 (gene Tudor-SN). Gene Ontology annotation, cellular component: RISC complex; cytosol; nucleus. The record is from RefSeq and is a predicted model, not a curated record. NCBI's taxonomy places the organism in Eukaryota, Metazoa, Arthropoda, Insecta, Hemiptera, Cicadellidae. Gene Ontology annotation, molecular function: nuclease activity; RNA binding. Gene Ontology annotation, biological process: regulatory ncRNA-mediated gene silencing; mRNA catabolic process. The transcript is spliced from 17 exons. Bases 266 to 2980 code for a protein of 904 amino acids.
UGAAAAUUGUCACUUUCACAUUGGCCACAUCAUCAUCAACAUUAUUCACUCGAGUAGUAGUAAAGGGCUCAUGAGUAUUAGGACUAUUUUAAUGUGUUAAAUUAUCAUUUUUUUAGAUUUUUGUAUUUAAAAAUGAUACUUUAAGUGAUUUUAAUCAAAUUAAUAAUCAAUUUGACUACUUUCCUAAGGCGAAGUGACGUCACGUGACUGAACUAAGAUCUUUUUCUGUUUCGAGUUACGUACGUGCCUUUAUGAAUUUGUCAGGAUGAGCGCUCCACCAACUUUGCUGGCAAGAGGAUUUGUGAAGCAGGUCAUCUCUGGGGAAUCAAUAGUUAUUCGAGGAAUACCGAAGGGCGGACCUCCUCCUGAGAAAACAAUAACCCUCUCAAGUGUCAAGGCACCCAAACUUGCGAAGAGAGCCACUUCAGGUUCUGAAGAAACUAAAGAUGAACCAUGGGCUUGGGAAGCAAGAGAAUUCUUGCGUAAAAAGCUCAUUGGCGAAUUUGUUGUCUGUUAUGCUGCUGAAAACAAACCUGCAGCAGCUGGAAACCGUGAUUAUGGCAUUGUAUACCUUGGCAAAGAUGGAGCCACCGGUGAAAACAUCAACGAAGCGAUAGUUGCGGAAGGUCUGGCCUCUGUAAGAGGAGGAGGGCCUGAGGUAGCAAAGCUGCAGGAACUGGAAGCUCAAGCCAAAGCUGCUGGCAAAGGGAUUUGGAGUUCGGAUGACCGUUCAUUGCAUGUCAGAGAUAUUAAAUGGUCAAUCGAGAACAUGAGAAACUUUGUGGACAAGUGUGGUAAUAAGCCGAUUAAUGCCAUCAUUGAGCACGUAAGGGAUGGAUCCACUGUCCGUUGCUUCUUGCUUCCUGACUUUUACCACAUAACAUUGAUGCUUAGUGGCAUAAGGUGUAAUGGGUUCAAACUGGACGCAGAUGGCCGACCAAACCUUACUGUCAAAGUUGAGUAUGCUGAUGAAGCAAGGUUCUUUGUAGAAUCAAAACUACUACAGAGAGAUGUGCAAGUCGUCUUGGACUCUGUCAACAACAACAACUUUGUUGGAUCCAUUCUCCAUCCGAAAGGGAACAUUGCGGAGUUGUUGCUGAGAGAAGGGUUUGCGCGUUGUGUUGACUGGUCCAUCGCAUUCAUGAAGAGUAGCAGUGCGGAGAAGUUGAGAGCAGCAGAGAAAUGGGCAAAAGAAAAGAAACUCAGAUUAUGGAAAGAUUAUCAAUCAAGUACACCACAAAUUUCAGGGAAGGAAAAGGAGUUUACUGGGACAGUAAUGGAAAUUGUCAAUGGUGAUGCGCUCAUGAUUAAACUUCCAAGUGGCCAAAUAAAGAAAGUAUUCCUAGCCAGUAUUAGGCCACCCAGAGAUGCCAAUAAUCCAGCUCCAGCUGCAGAUGGAACCCCACAGCCUUUAGCUCCGAGACCGAAAAACUUCAGGCCACUCUAUGAUAUUCCAUGGAUGUACGAAGCGAGAGAGUUUCUCCGCAAAAAGCUGAUCGGAAAGAAAGUUAACGUCAUCGUUGAUUACAAACAACCUGCUAGAGACAAUUUCCCAGAGAAGACGUGUUGUACCAUCACCAUUGCUGGAGUAAAUGUAGCCGAGGCAAUGGUAUCAAAGGGCUUGGCAACUGUGGUCAAAUACAGACAAGACGAUGACCAACGAUCCUCCCACUACGAUGCUUUGUUGGCUGCGGAGAUGAAAGCCCAGAAAAGUGGUAAAGGUCUGCAUGCGAAGAAGGAUACACCGAGCCACAGGAUAAAUGAUUACUCAGGGGAUGCACAGAAAGCCAAACAGUUACUUCCACACUUGAAGCGAGGGAACCGUAUCGAGGCGUUAGUGGAGUUUGUAGCGAGUGGCUCGAGAUUGCGAGUGUUCAUUCCAAAAGAAAGCUGUUUAGUAACAUUUCUCCUUGCAGGGAUUAACUGCCAAAAAGCCUCAAGACCUGCCCCUGGAGGAAAGAUUGUGGAAGGAGACCCAUUUGGCGAGGAAGCCUUGGCUUUCACAAAAGAGAGGUGUCUGCAGCGAGAGGUGGAGAUAACUGUUGAGAGCACAGACAAGGCUGGUAAUUUCAUCGGCUGGCUGUGGGUGGAGAACACCAACCUCUCUGUAGCCCUGGUCCAGGAAGGACUCGCUGAAGUACAUAGCUCUGCAGAGAGCUCAGAGUACUACAGACAACUCGUGAUGGCAGAAGAGGCUGCCAAAUCCUCAAAACUGAGGAUGUGGAAAAUGUUCAAUCCUGAUGAAGAAAAGGAAAAACAUGAAGAAGAACAAGUGACGGAGAGAAAAGUGGAUCCACAGAAAGUUUUUGUCAUCGAAACAACACCUGACCUUCACGUGUUUGUGCAACUAGAAGAGCAAGGGGCAAAGUUGGAGAACAUGUUGGGAAAACUCAGGCAAGAGCUAGCAGCCAAUCCACCACUUCCAGGAGCAUACACCCCCAAAAAGGGAGAUUUAUGCGCAGCCAAAUUCGUGGAAGACAACUUAUGGUACCGUGCCAAGGUGGAGAAAGUGAGUGGGGGCAAGGCUCAAGUGCUGUACGUGGACUACGGUAACAGAGACGAGGUCCCGUUCACUUCAUGCGGGCAGCUGCCGUCUAGCUUUGCAGUCGACAAGUAUUAUGCACACGAGUACGCUCUGGCCUGUGUGAAACUACCUCAGGAUCCUGACUACAUCAAGGAUGCAGUUGAAGCUGUGAAAUCUGACACAAUGAACCGGGCAGUGUUACUGAAUGUAGAGUACCGAAUCGCAUCGCUUCCAUAUGUAACCCUCACUGACGAGGCCACCAAUACAGAUAUCAUAGAGGGGCUCAUCAAAGAGGGUCUUCUUCUCGUUGAUGGAAACAAACGAGACAAGAGAAUACAGAAACUGAUCCAACAGUACACCAGUGCUCAGGAUGAAGCCAAGAAGGGGCACCUGGGGGUUUGGCAAUAUGGGGAUAUCACUGAAGAUGAUGAUAAGGAAUUUGGCCUCGGACGCUAACCUACACUAAUUCCUCAAGAAUUGACUCACAAAAUGCAGUACAGUACUUUGGGUUGAACAGUGACAUAAUAACUAUCUGUUAUAAUGUUAGGAGAAAUGAAGAUCUCAGGCAUUUAAAACAUAAUCAGACAUCAAUCAUUAUGCAUGUAAUUAUUGUUAUAAAUUCGUAAAUCUUCCAUUAACAUAAUGUUUUUAUAAUUUAUUUGUUUUCUAGACCUGUUCCGAAUUUUGGACUGGUUAGAGAUUAGUUUUAUUUUUAUUUUUUUUUGUGGUUUUAUUACCGAGACUGAUGAUUAAUUAUUAACGUUUGCUUAAAGCUAAUGUUUAUACGAAUGUUUUAUUUAUCGUUUAUGGAGUAUUUAUCUACACUGUUGUGUCCCCGUUGCAUUUCGAGCAUGAUUUUUAUAUGAAUAUAUUAAGAAAGACCAAUCGAUAGUUGAUUUCUGUAUCAGGGAUUUGUGGGCUGAGGCUGUGUGAAGAAGAAAACUUAAAACCA